AUGGCUGCGAUCCCUUCGUUCGCCUUUCCAGACGUGGACGCGUCGCAGCUUGAUGACAAAAUGGACGUAGCCUCCUCGCCGUUUCGACAGCCCGACGAUCUCGACAUCGACCUCGAUUCCAUCCGCGAUCCUUCCGUUGUUGGUUCUCCUCUCGACGACAUGGUUGAUGACCCUGCGGGACUUCCCAAUACGGGACCAGAUACUAUGGAAGACCAACCUGACGAGACAUUACUGGAUGAUGAUAUGAAUGAUGAACAGAACGCAUCGAUGCUAACUGAACAACCCGAUCCGGACUACAAUAUGGAUGCCUCUGUCGAAGAAGUUCAAGGUGAUGAAGAUGAAGAUAUCCUGUAUGAAGACGAGGAGGAUAUCGGUAUGGCUGUGCCAGACACUGAAGGGACUGCUAAGUACAACACAAAUGAGGGUCAGCCGCAGGCCUAUGAAGAGGUGGGAGCCGACGUGAUUUUAGAAGAACUUGGGGAUCAGCCGGAAAAACAGGACCACACCGAUAUAGGUACUAAUCAAUUUGAAACUCUCUCCGCUGGGGCACCCGUCCCUGUCGCAGAAGAUGCAGCCCAAGAUCAAGGAGAGACUCAGGCUUCAAGAGUUGAGACACCGGAAACAUCUCAAGAAUAUCCAACAAACCAAGCCGAUCCUGAACGAGAGCAAGGUGAGCAGCGUGAUGAUGCUGCGGAACUGCCAGAACAACAUCAACAAGCUGAGGGUGAUGAUCAUGUUCCCCCCUCCGAGGAAGGUAGUCGUCGUGGGGCUGACUCUCAGGCAACCAUCGAAACAAAUGAACCCGGGCCCAAAGACCAACAUGAUAACACGGCGAAGAUCGAAGAUAAAAGAGCAGCUCAGACCGUGCAUCCUGUGACCCUUGUUUAUCUCGAAGAGGAAAUGUCGCUCUUCCCGCCCAUGAUCGGCGACGCUUCGAGUGUAUACUUCCUGCCUGACGCUUCGUUGGCCUUUGAGCCUCUGGACAGACUGCUUGCAGCAUGCCGUGAGAUCUUGACUGGAACCCUGGAUCACCAUGAUGAGCUUGUGCUUGACGUGCCUGGGCUAGGUCUGCACAUCUGCGAGGACUCAAAAUAUGCUGCUCAGAUUACACUGUCUCAGAUCCUCGACGUCUAUUUGCACCUAUGCAGUAAUGACGCAGGCCAAGUGUCUCAACCUCUAUACUGUCACCUCAGCAGCCGAGUGAGCCUGGCGUCGCAAUAUGCCUACCUCUGUUCCGCGGGAGCCGAAGGGAAGACCUAUGCUGAAAUUGCUGCCGAUCACUUAGAUUCUCCAGAGCUGGAGGGCGACGGUGCAGGAGAAGAUAAUGACCAUCACGAACAUCAGAACGAAGGCGAUCAGUCGCCUGCCAACGAUGAAACAGAGGACAUUGCGGAGAGUACGGACAAUCCACCGACCACGGCCCGUGUUGGUAAUGAUCAUCAUCGUCUAGAUACCUUCGACGAGGAAGAGCAGGCGGAGGAUGAUAUCUUCUCCGACCAUGCCACCAGGGGUACUACGCCUACAAUUUCAAGUGCCGUGCUUGUCGCUACCGAUACAGAUCAUCCCGAGGUUGUCGCAAUCACAGAAGCGUCUGAGACUGCUGAACAGGUAGACCUGCUUGAUAGAGCUGAUCCACAAGAUCAUGAGUCAGAGUACGCGUACGACGAGACUCGAGAGCCCGAGAAUAGUGGAACUGAGCAAGAGGGGCAUCCCGAAGCUGAAGAUAAGCUGCAUGAGGGUCAUGAGCAUGAAACAAACAGUUCACAUACUGUGGAAGCCGAUUCGGCCGGCACGGACCUCCAGGAUAUCGAUGCUACUGAUGUCGAGGCAAAAGGGCUUGUACAAUUCACCGAAGAAGCGGAAGAUCUUUUCCACCAUGGAGAGGAUGGACUCGAGCCGGAAACCAGCUACGAGCCUUUUGAAGAUGAAGAGCUCUUCGUCGCUCAGGAUGAAUAUGGCGAAGGUCCGGCUGAAGACGUCUCCGCAACCAUACAACAAGACCUAGCGGCGACUUUGCCAAAUGCAGGCGAGCCGGAGGCGCCUGAGACUCGAACUUUGCUUCCCGCCAAUGCCGAAUCCUCGGGCCAGGACACGCUGCACCCAGCUUCGGCCGAUGGAGUGGAAUUGCCGGCCAAUCUUAGUCCUCCCCAGACUCCUGUCAAAGGCACGCAAGCCAAAAGGAAGGCCGAAGACGAUGAUGAGCUCCUUCUUGAUCUUGACACGCCAGACACAAAGCGUCGACGACCUUCAUAG
This is a messenger RNA of Cladophialophora psammophila CBS 110553, 2253 nucleotides long. RefSeq lists its product as uncharacterized. Bases 1 to 2253 code for a protein of 750 amino acids. Lineage: Eukaryota; Fungi; Ascomycota; Eurotiomycetes; Chaetothyriales; Herpotrichiellaceae. The transcript has a single exon. The record is from RefSeq and is a predicted model, not a curated record.